AUGACAUCGACAGUGACUCUAUACCCGCUGUCGAACUACACCUUCUCGACCAAGGAGGCCCAGCCCGAGGAGGACCCCUCGGUGACCUCGCGCCUCCAGCGGCUCCAGAACAACUACGAGGACUUCGGCAUGCGCCGGACCGUCGAGGGCAUCCUGGUCGUCCACGAGCACGGCCAUCCGCACGUGCUCAUGCUCCAGAUCGCCAACGCCUUCUUCAAGCUGCCGGGCGAUUAUCUCAGGCCGGGCGAGGACGACGUCGAGGGGCUCAAGGAGCGCUUGGACGAGCGGCUCGCCCCGCCCGCCGGCCAGUUCGGCGCCGGCCUCACCAGCGCCCAGGGCCAGAAAGACUGGGAGAUCGCCGACUGUCUCUCCCAGUGGUGGCGCCCUAACUACGAAAGCUUCAUGUAUCCCUACGUCCCCGCCCAUAUCACCAAGCCCAAGGAAUGCAAAAUGCUCUACCUCGUCCAACUGCCCGAGAAAAAGGUGUUGUCGGUGCCCAAGAACAUGAAGCUGCUGGCGAUCCCGCUCUUCGAGCUGUACGACAACCCCUCCCGGUACGGGCCCCAGCUGGCAGCCAUCCCCCACGUCCUCUCCCGCUUCUCGUUCAUCUAUGCUUAG
This is a messenger RNA of Puccinia triticina, 618 nucleotides long. RefSeq lists its product as uncharacterized. The record is from RefSeq and is a predicted model, not a curated record. The transcript is spliced from 7 exons. Lineage: Eukaryota; Fungi; Basidiomycota; Pucciniomycetes; Pucciniales; Pucciniaceae. Gene Ontology annotation, molecular function: mRNA binding. Bases 1 to 618 code for a protein of 205 amino acids. Gene Ontology annotation, cellular component: mRNA cleavage factor complex.